CAGCCUGUGAGGUGGUUACUAGCGUCAGGUGUGGGGCAGGGGUGCGGGGCUAGUGCGGCCGGGACCUCGGUCUCUGGAGAAGCAGUGGAAAUGUUGGCCAAGCCCCUGACACUAUCUGCACCAGGGAAAGCUAUUCUCCAUGGGGAGCAUGCUGUCGUGCAUGGCAAGGCAGCUUUGGCUGUGGCUCUGAACCUGAGAACGUUCCUUCAAAUUAGACCCAGUAAUAAUGGAAAGGUCUUGAUAUACUUUCCUAAUAUUGGAACCAGUUUAAACUGGGAAACCGUCCGGCUCCGAACACUGCUAACAGUAUUUUCAGAUGGCUUGGAUGAAUCUAAAUCCCCCAGCCCAGAACAAAUGGAUGCACUGAAAGAGUUUGCAGGAAUCACUACUGAACUUUCAGCCACUGAGAGCCUUGGUACCCUUGCAUUUCUCUAUCUGUACCUGUCUAUUUCAGCUAAAUAUGGACAGAUACCAAGCGUGGAGAUAGUGGUGUGGUCUGAGCUGCCCACAGGAGCUGGGCUAGGCUCAAGUGCCGCCUAUUCUGUUUGUUUGGCAGCUGCCCUGUUGACUGCAUGUGGAGCCAUUGGCUGCCCAGUGGAGGAGGAGAAGUCCGUAGUCAGGUGGCCUGAGGAGGAGUUGGAAUUAAUUAACAGAUGGGCCUUUCGGGGAGAGCAGGUCAUCCAUGGCAAGCCUUCUGGCGUGGAUAACUCUGUAGCGACUUGGGGUGGAGUGCUCCGAUUUCAAUCAGGAAAAAUCACAUCAUUAAGGAGAGUGCCGACUCUAAGGAUCUUAUUGACCAACACAAAAGUCUCUCGGAGCACCAAGAUCCUUGUGGCAGGUGUCAAAGACAAGAUUCUUAAGUUUCCUGCUAUAAUGAACCCAGUGCUUGCCUCGAUGGAUGCAAUUUCUCAUGAGUGUGAAAGUGUUCUAGAAGCGAUGGCUGAGAGUCCAUCACAGGAGUAUUACCCUGUGCUAGAGGAGCUCUUUGAUAUAAACCAGCAUCACUUAAAUGUGAUUGGAGUUGGCCAUUCCUCACUGGACAAUGUGUGCCGAGUGACCGCCACACACGGGCUGCACAGUAAGCUGACUGGUGCUGGAGGAGGUGGCUGUGCAAUCACUUUGCUAAGACCAGACACAGACCCAUUGAUGAUGGAAGCAGCCAGACAAGAUCUCAGUGCCUGUGGAUAUGAAUGUUGGGAGACCAGUAUUGGGGCGCCUGGAAUAUGUCUUCAUUCGCUGUCAUCUUUGAAAGCAGAAGUUCUGCAUGUCUUUAAUUCGGUUUAAGAUGACAUGGACUCUGACUGUACCCUGCCUUCCUGCCCCUGCAAGUUCAGAGCUUCUUAACUCUUCACAGGAGUGGCCACCCAUGGUGCCGAACACACUUCAGAGUUCAGCUUACGUUGUCAGUCUGAAAUAUUUUGCCCCCUUUUCCAUGGCUGUGAAAGUGUCCUCGUGAGCUGAGACUGAACCGAGUUCAGACCUGGCGUAUCUAACGGGGCAGCUCCACUGAAGACAGUGGAAUUAUUGCUCUCACCUAUCCCAGCUGUGAGUAUGGCGCUGUGUCUCAGCCUUGAAGCUGUCUUUAGUAAACACUACAGUGUUAACAGUGGGCACAAGAGGGAGGGGUGUGUUAACCCUGGUGUCCUGGCCAAAUUCCAGCGUGAGUAAUUACGUUUUGCCUCCCUUCGAUGCAUAGUGGGGUAUCCUCUUUGCUUCGCCUUCGCCUGCCUCUCGAGACCAAUGUGAGGCUGGAGUAGUUAGUGUGCACAGAGUACCGUGAGAGUUUCUGAUGAAAGGCACCACAGAAUGCAAAGCAUGAGACUGCUCCUGUGUUUCUACUAAUGCUGUUAGAGGCACUGCUGAGAUUAAAAUAUAAAUAAAUAAAUGAUGCUUAUCUGUGUCACUAAUUGAAUCUCAGAUAAUUCAAGUGGAAGAAAGUGAAAUUCUAAUACACUUUGCCCCAUUUUUUUGUUUCCUUUAGCAUAUCCCUUCUCUGUCUCGGCUGUUGUGUCUGAGCAGGCUUGCUGUUUGUAGUCUCAUGGUCCGGUUCUCACGCUAGUAACACCACAAAAUCUGCAGGAAGAUGUUUAAUCCCAAAGGCACUUUUCCUUUAUUUUAAUUUCAUGUUAGUAUUUCUGUUCAUAGUAGAUUUGUUAGAAUCCCUGGGUUUUUGUUUUUUAAACAGUCUAAUCUUUGGUCACAAAUGCGGAUGUUAAGGACCUGUUCCUUCUACAUUCCCAGGCAAAGGUUAUGUCAAUGGAUGAUAUCUGUUACUAGUCAUCCUUCCUUAAUGCCAGAGGCGCUUGACCCAUAAAGUAAAUCAAUUUCCAAAAUAUUUUUGCAGUUUCUUAAUUGAUGCUCCCUCUAGUCAGGUGAUCUACUUUUCCAGUGCAGAGUCAGUAUCUCUUCCAUUACUUGUUUUGUUAGCCUCCAGUUUUGGAAUGGGCUGUUGUUCUUCACCCCUCAACUUCCAAACCAGACACCUGACCUCUUAUGUAAAUGGUGUCUUAAUCAACAAAUUGACACCUGAAUGUGUCAAAUGUAGAUUGCAGCCUGCAUACUACAAUUAGCACCAUGCUUUCCCUCCUCCCACUGCUUCUAUAUCGAGCCCUGGCUAGAUAAGGGCCCUGUGGAUGCCACUCACAAUUGUAAUUCAGCACUGAGAAUUGGCACCCUUGAAAAAGCUCCUUUCCCUUAGCGCCCUGGCUAAGCAUCCCAGCAGCCCAGCUGUGUGGGUAGGGCAAGUAACAACUGUUUUAGCACAGUGGGUUAAAGAGCUGCCAAUGCCUGGGGGGAGGGAGGGGUGGGACUUCACAAAUUGAUCUGCAGUGCAAAUGGUGCUGCCUUUAGCAUCUCCUAUUGUGGGUUUUCUUGCUUUUUUCAAGGGUUACAGACAGUCUGUUUCUUCAAUGCAGUAUGAGCUGGAUGGACCCACUAACUUGUUUUAGGGCCCGUCUACAUGGAGAAACGUACUAGCAAAAUAUUCCAGAUACACCUCCACAUGGGGAGCCAUAAUGGUAUAGCUACAGUGGCAUAAUUAUACAGAUGGAGACUAAUAAAGUCCCUAUGUAGACAGUAUCAGAGGGGUAGCCGUAUUGGUCUGGAUCUGUAAAAAGCAACAGAGUCCUGUGGCACCUUAUAGACUAACAUGUAUUGGAGCAUAAGCUUUCGUGGGUGAAUACCCACUUCGUCAGACACAUGUAGACAAUCCCUUAGACUUCUGGGACAUCUUUUUGUGUGUAACAGCAUUGCUGAAUGUCCUAAUAUGUAAUCAAACAAUGUAUCUCCUCUUCUCCCCCCACCCCCCACCCCCAAGAAAAUCUCUGUUCUCCUAGAACCAGGGUAUGUGACCUGUCCUAUUGUUAGGCUUGGCAGAAUUACAUUUUUCACUUUUUAAUAAUUUUGACACCUAACAUCGAUGUUUGUUUGGGGUUUUUUGGUGGGGGGGGGGGGGUUAAGCAUUUUUUUAGACUUAUUUUUUUUUAUUUUAUUUUCACAGUUGCAGGAAAUUUAUGCAGGGGGUCAGGUAAUUGGUUGUAAUAGACGGUGAGAUUCAAAAAGUUAAAGCUGUGUAACUGUUAAAACACAAAUUGUCAACAUCAUGUCAAAAUAUACAAAGUAAAUAUCCUUUAAAUUAAACUCGUAAGUUCUCAAGUAGCACUUUUCUUUCUUUGCCAUCUGUAAAUUUUGAUAGUUAUCAAUAGAAAUUUUUUGUCAAUUUGUGUGUAUACAGUGAAACUGACAUUUAUUUAACCUGACGUUUAUUGACUUUUACCAAUAAAAUCUAAUCUUUCCAAGUGUA
This is a messenger RNA of Mauremys reevesii (Reeves's turtle), 3802 nucleotides long. RefSeq names its product mevalonate kinase (gene MVK). Gene Ontology annotation, molecular function: ATP binding; mevalonate kinase activity. Lineage: Eukaryota; Metazoa; Chordata; Testudines; Geoemydidae. Gene Ontology annotation, cellular component: cytoplasm. The record is from RefSeq and is a predicted model, not a curated record. The coding region runs from base 91 to 1284 and encodes 397 amino acids. Gene Ontology annotation, biological process: isoprenoid biosynthetic process; cholesterol biosynthetic process. The transcript is spliced from 11 exons.